Molecule: messenger RNA, 1429 nt
Organism: Diabrotica balteata
Lineage: Eukaryota; Metazoa; Arthropoda; Insecta; Coleoptera; Chrysomelidae
Source: the annotation of a GenBank genome assembly
AAUGUGAGACGUGUCACUUGCAAUGUUUACUGUUUCAAAGAAAGUUUAUAUACAAACAUUGGUUGCUCAGCAACGUUCCCAGUUGACAGUGUCGCAUUUGGAUCAUUCAAAAUACAUAAAUUUUGGCUAUGGCAACUAAGUUUGUACCCGUCGAGCAGCUGGUGGUGGAAGCAAAAAAAAUUUUCAAAGAACAAUUUGGUGAAGAAGCAAAUAUCGCAGUAUUUGCUCCCGGUAGAGUGAACUUGAUCGGUGAACAUACCGACUAUAACGAUGGAUUUGUUAUGCCUAUGGCACUUCCGUUGGUGACUGUAAUGGUAGGCAAAAAAGUUGAUGGAUCUGAAGUAACUAUAUAUACAACUAGUAAAUUUUGCGACCAAAAAACAACAUUUGAUCUGCCUAGUCCAUGUGCUCCAAUCAGAGCCAUAAGUCCCGUGGGGCCCAAAUGGGUGAUGUACGUAAAAGGAGUGAUUGUAAACUAUGUAGGCGAUAUUCCCCCUGCUUUUAAUGCUGUUGUACAUACUAAUGUACCAAUAGGUGGCGGCCUCUCCAGCAGCGCAUCCUUGGAAGUAGCUACUUACGUAUUUUUAGAUCAAUUAACUGGAACCAAAGCAAUAGGAAUCACUGAUAAGGCUUUGGCUUGUCAAAAAGCAGAACACGACUACGCUGGUAUGCCUUGUGGUAUUAUGGAUCAGUUUAUAUCAUUCAUGGGUAAACAAGACCAUGCUCUAUUAAUAGACUGCAGGCAUUUAACAUCACAUUUGAUCCCAUUAACAGAACAAAAUGUAUUAGUCCUUAUCACAAAUUCAAACGUAAAACACGAACUUACUGGCAGUGAAUAUCCUACUAGGAGAAAACAAUGCGAGGAAGCGGCUCUCUUACUUAAAAAAGUUAGCUUAAGGGAUGCCAAUUUGGAUGAUAUUAAAUAUUUAGAAUCAAUAAAUACAAACAAAGAAAUCGUUGCGAGGGCGAGGCAUGUAAUUACAGAAAUUAAAAGAACAUCCGAUGCUGCUGAGAUGUUAAAACAGAAAAAUUUCCUAAAAUUCGGCGAACUGAUGAAUCAAAGUCACAUCUCGCUUAGAGACGACUACCAAGUGUCUUGCCCAGAAUUAGACAGUCUUGUAGAGCUAGCCCUAGAGGUCGACGGAGUUAUAGGAAGUAGAAUGACAGGAGGAGGAUUUGGUGGAUGCACCGUCACUUUGGUUUACUCCCAUGCUAUUGAGAAAGUUAUAGAAAACAUACAGAAGAAAUACCAAGGCAACGCCACCUUCUACGUGUGUAAACCAAGUGCUGGUGCCUCAGUGAUAUCCUGAUCAUAUAUUACUAUGUUAGUUUAAAUAUGAUAAAGGACAAAUAAAAAACAUUCCUUUUUUACUUAAAACGAUUUUAAUUGUACAAAAUAUUUUUGUUACAAAUAAAAGAGAUAUUUGUU